Molecule: messenger RNA, 871 nt
Organism: Lecanosticta acicola
Lineage: Eukaryota; Fungi; Ascomycota; Dothideomycetes; Mycosphaerellales; Mycosphaerellaceae
Source: the annotation of a GenBank genome assembly
AUGGCAGAACACGAAGUCAAACAAAUCAUUUCGCAACUCGAAUCUCUCAAAGCAAACAACCUCAACCAAGCACCGCAACUCCUCUCACGUGGCAAACUCGCACUCCUCAAGCUCAACGCCCUCGUCCCGUCAGAAGAGACCUCAUCCUCACAUCUACUCCUAGCGAUCCACGUGCUCGAACUCGGCGCCCUCAUCAGCAUCAAGCUAAAAGACACCGACGCUUUCACGCGCUACUUCCAGCAAUUACAGCCGUUCUACUCUCUCCCGACCGAGCGCCGACAUGGCAAUCAGAGCAAGGUCACGGGCUUGUACUUGCUGUUGAUGCUGAGCCAGGGAGAUUAUGCGGGUUUCCACACGGUGUUGGAGGGUCUGGACAUGAGCAGCGGGAAGGAGCACAUUGAGCGGGAUCAUUUCAUUCAGUAUCCGGUGCGGUUGGAGCAGGCUCUGAUGGAGGGCAGCUACGACAAGGUCUGGGGCGAGACGAAGGGGGAGCGAGUACCGAGCGAGGAGUUUGGAGUGUUCUCCGAGGUGAGCACACGCCAAAGCGCAGCGACCAUUCUCGAUCUCCCAUGCUGACUUUUUCAUCUCCCAGGUUCUGGUCGACACCAUUCGCCUGGAAAUCGCAUCCUGCUCCGAGCGCGCAUACCCCUCGUUGCCCAUCUCCAAUGCCAAGAACCUGCUCUUCCUCGACUCGGAAGGCGCAAUGAUCAAGUUCGCCCAAGAGCGGGGUUGGUUGGCCAAGGACGGACGGAUAUACUUCCCCCAGCAGGAGGAAGAAGCCCUCGCGGCGGAGAAGGACGUGAUGAGCAAUAGCGACGUGGUCAUCGAGAACACGUUGGGCUACGCGCGGAAGCUGGAGACGAUUGUGUAA